UCUCUUCUUGUUUUUUUUUUUUUUUUAUUAGUUUUUCACAAUGGUGCUCCUCUGAUUUUUCAUUAAGGCAAUGAUAUCCUACUCUCCUUUUCUUUCUCUGUUUUCAUUACACACGGAUGCUAUUAAUAUUUUUUCCCAGCAACCAAACAGCACUAAUUUUCCUUCUUCUCUACAUUUUCAUAGCUUCCAAACAGAAUAAUUCGAUUUUUUCAAGUUUUUUUGUUCCUCUUUGUUGCUACAGUUAAUUGAAGGACUGGCUUUGGAUUAAUUAAAAAUGGCGACGAAACAGGGAUCAAAAUCAAGAAUAUCAGGUUUAAUAAGUAAUUCAAAGAAACCAGCAGCGAAUUCACAGUCAUCAUCAACGGCAUCUUCUACUAAGCAAUUUUUAGAGAAUUCAAUGGACGGUCAAAGCUCACCUGCAUCCUCGUCAGCUCGAAGCAAACCACAAUAUUUUUACUCCGAAAGUGUUAAUCUAGAUACUGAGAGAUCCAAAGAAAAUGUAACUGUCACUGUUCGCUUUCGGCCCCUAAGUCCUAGGGAAAUCAGGCAAGGAGAGGAGAUUGCGUGGUAUGCGGAUGGAGAAACUGUCGUGCGAAAUGAACAUAAUCCAUCUACUGCGUAUGCGUAUGAUCGGGUGUUUGGUCCUACAACUACAACGCGCCAUGUAUAUGAUGUUGCUGCUCAGCAUGUUGUCAAUGGUGCUAUGGAAGGGAUCAAUGGCACCAUUUUCGCAUAUGGAGUGACUAGCAGCGGGAAAACCCAUACCAUGCAUGGGGAUCAAAGGUCACCUGGAAUUAUACCAUUAGCAGUGAAGGAUGCUUUUAGUAUCAUUCAAGAGACUCCAAACCGUGAGUUCCUCCUCCGUGUUUCAUACCUGGAGAUCUAUAAUGAGGUUGUUAACGACUUGUUGAAUCCAGCAGGACAAAAUUUAAGAAUCAGAGAAGAUGCUCAGGGAACUUUUGUCGAGGGAAUAAAAGAAGAAGUUGUAUUAUCCCCUGCUCAUGCACUUUCCCUUAUAGCAGCUGGGGAAGAGCACAGACAUGUUGGGUCCACAAACUUUAAUUUACUCAGCAGCAGGAGUCAUACAAUAUUUACACUGACAGUAGAGAGUAGCCUGUAUGGUGAAAAUAGUGAAGGAGAGGCUGUAAAUUUGUCCCAGCUGAGCCUCAUCGAUCUGGCAGGUUCUGAAAGCUCAAAGGCUGAAACUACUGGCGUGAGACGGAAAGAAGGAUCCUAUAUUAAUAAAAGUUUGCUGACACUUGGAACUGUUAUAUCGAAGUUGACGGAUGGGAGAGCCGCUCAUAUUCCUUACAGGGACUCUAAAUUGACAAGGCUACUUCAGUCUUCAUUAAGUGGUCAUGGGCGUGUAUCACUCAUUUGCACUGUCACUCCCUCAUCUAGUAGUUCGGAAGAGACACACAAUACUUUAAAAUUUGCCCACCGUGCAAAGCACAUUGAAAUUCAAGCAGCACAGAACAAGAUUAUUGAUGAGAAAUCGCUUAUCAAGAAGUACCAAAAUGAGAUACGCUCUUUAAAGGAAGAGUUAGAACAAUUGAAAAGGGGUAUUGUGACAAUUCCUCGAUUGAAAGACAUUGUAGAAGACGACAUUGUCCUCCUCAAGCAGAAGCUAGAAGAUGGUCAAGUGAAACUGCAAUCAAGAUUGGAACAAGAAGAAGAAGCUAAAGCAGCUCUAUUGAGCAGAAUACAGCGGCUGACAAAAUUAAUUUUGGUGUCAACAAAAGCUUCACAACCAUCAAGGAUCUCUCACCGCCCAGGUCCAAGGAGGAGGCAUUCCUUUGGAGAAGAAGAGCUUGCAUACCUACCGUACAAGAGGCAGGACUUGAUAUUGGAUGACGAAAAUAUUGACUUGUAUGUUUCUCUUGAAGGAAAUACUGAAAGUGCGGAUGAGACACUGAAAGAGGAGAAGAAAACCCGAAAGCAUGGAUUGCUGAACUGGUUAAAGCUACGGAAACGAGAUAGUGGAUUGGGAAUGAGCACCAGUGACAAAUCAAGUGGAGUUAAAUCUAAUAGUACACCUUCAACACCUCAAGCAGAAAACAGCAAUUAUUAUGCAGAAUCCAGACUUUCACAUCCUUCACUUGCAGAAAGCUCUCCAUCAGCUGAUCUUCUAUCUGAGGUCAGGCAGGAUAGAGAGGUACCUGAGGACAAUUUCCUUGAGCAGGAAACUCCUUUGAAUGGCAUAAAAACAAGUGAUCAGAUUGAUCUUCUGAGGGAGCAGCAGAAAAUUUUAUCUGGAGAGGUGGCACUCCAUUCAAGUAUUUUGAAGCGAUUGUCUGAGGAGGCUUCAAGGAAUCCCCUGAAGGAACACAUACAGUUGGAGAUGAAGAAGUUGAGUGAUGAAAUCAAGGUGAAGAAUGAACAAAUAGCUUUGUUGGAAAAGCAAAUUGCUGAUUCCAUCAUGGCCUCUCACAACAGCUUGGCUAACUUGGAAGCAUCGCAAACGAUUGCUGAACUGACAGCUCAAUUGAAUGAGAAGUCAUUUGAACUCGAGGUUAAAGCGGCAGAUAAUUGUAUAAUUCAAGACCAGCUCAGCCAAAAGAUCUGUGAAUGUGAAGGAUUGCAGGAAACAAUUGUCUCUUUGAAGCAGCAGCUCUCAGAUGCACUGGAGUCAAAAAAUAUUAGCCCUCUAGCUAGCUACUCUCAACGAAUUUCUGAACUAAAAAGCUUUCAUGCACAACAUCACAUGAACAAGGAAACUGCAGCAUCAAAAGAUAGAAAUGAAGAUUUGCUUCUACAAGCACAGCAUAAUUUCGAUCAUGUGAUGGCUUUUGAAGUUGCAUUUCUCAUACAAGUACGAGAGGUGAAUCCUUACUUUUCCUUGAUCAGGCCACUGAGAUGGAAGAACUGAAGCAAAAAGUUGAUGCACUAACAGAAUCAAAAGAGCAGUUAGAAACUCGGAACCAAAAAUUGGCCGAGGAGAGUUCAUACGCCAAAGGGCUAGCAUCAGCUGCUGCUGUUGAGCUCAAGGCAUUAUCAGAAGAAGUGGCGAAGCUUAUGAAUCAUAAUGAGAGAUUAACUGCCGAGCUGAUAGCAUUGAAGAACUCCCCCACUCAGCGUAGAAGUGGCAGUACUGUUCGAAAUGGCCGGAGAGACAAUCACAUGAAACACCAAGACCAAGUUGGGGCAGCCUCAGAGCUCAAGAGAGAGUUGGCCGUGAGUCGAGAAAGAGAAGUUCAAUAUGAAGCUGCUCUUAUGGAGAAGGAUCAAAGAGAGACUGAUCUUCAAAGGAAAGUUAAGGAAUCCAAACAAAGAGAAGCUUAUCUGGAAAAUGAACUUGCUAACAUGUGGGUUCUCGUUGCGAAGCUGAAGAAAUCCCAAGGAGCUGAAAUGGAUGUCUCCGAGGCAACAGGACAUGACGGUUUAGGAAUCUGAAUUUUAUCCAUCCAACAAGAGGUGAUUUAAGGCUUUUGAAUGUUUCAGAAAGGUCUUCUGGCAGAAGGUUUGAGAGUAGUGUAUAGAAGAUUGUGUUGUGCAUAGCUCAUUCCAAGAUAGAAGUGUUUGUGUAUUCCAAUUAUAUUUUUUUAUUCUUGAUACGUGAAACAUGUUGAUGAUCCAAAUUCGAGGCCUUCCUUUUCAUUUUCUGUUAAUAUUUGUACGAACUAAAUGCUUUUGUUGGUUCAUGCGGGGGUCUAAUUGCGAAUGCUUGUUUGAUUAA
Populus trichocarpa (black cottonwood) is the source of this 3676-nucleotide messenger RNA. RefSeq names its product kinesin-like protein KIN-7K, chloroplastic. The transcript has 23 exons. Bases 275 to 2869 code for a protein of 864 amino acids. Gene Ontology annotation, biological process: microtubule-based movement. Lineage: Eukaryota; Viridiplantae; Streptophyta; Magnoliopsida; Malpighiales; Salicaceae. The record is from RefSeq and is a predicted model, not a curated record. Gene Ontology annotation, molecular function: ATP binding; microtubule binding; microtubule motor activity.